GCGGUGGAGUCUCGGCAGCUCACGCUGCCCGCCGCGACGCCCGCCGCGACUCCCGCAGCUCCGGCGGCGGCGCCGCCGUUCGCUACCCGCGCGCCUCCCCGACGCACGGCUCGGGCGGCUCCCGCCGCGGCGCGGCUCCCGCUCUCGGCUCGGGCUCCCGCGGCGGCGCGGCUCGUGCGCCCGGGUGCGGGGCGCGCAGGUGGGCCGGCCGCCGCUGGGAGAUAGGCCCCCGGGGGCAGCGGGGGACCAUGGCGCGGAGACCGGGGGCGCCGGCUGCCUACCGGGAGGAGUUCUCCUUCGUCAGCCCGCUGGUGAAAUACCUGCUCUUCUUCUUCAACAUGCUCUUCUGGGUGAUUUCCAUGGUGAUGGUGGCUGUGGGUGUGUAUGCCCGGCUGAUGAAGCACGCAGAGGCAGCCUUGACCUGCCUGGCGGUGGACCCUGCCAUCCUGCUGAUCGUGGUGGGUGUCCUCAUGUUCCUCCUCACCUUCUGUGGCUGCAUAGGAUCCCUCCGCGAGAACAUCUGCCUACUGCAAACGUUCUCCCUCUGCCUCACCAUCGUGUUCCUGCUACAGUUGGCUGCUGGUGUCCUGGGCUUCGUCUUCUCAGACAAGGCUCGGGGGAAAGUGAGUGAGAUCAUCAACAAUGCCAUUGUGCACUACCGAGAUGACUUGGAUCUGCAGAAUCUCAUUGAUUUUGGCCAAAAGAAGUUCAGCUGCUGUGGAGGCAUUUCCUACAAGGACUGGUCCCAGAACAUGUACUUUAACUGCUCAGAGGACAACCCCAGCCGUGAGCGAUGCUCUGUGCCUUACUCCUGUUGUUUGCCUACCCCCAACCAGGCAGUGAUCAAUACUAUGUGUGGCCAAGGUAUGCAGGCCCUUGACUACUUGGAAGCUAGUAAAGUCAUCUACACCAAUGGCUGUAUUGACAAAUUGGUCAACUGGAUACAUAGCAACCUCUUCUUACUUGGUGGUGUGGCCCUGGGCCUUGCCAUCCCCCAGCUGGUAGGAAUCCUGCUGUCCCAGAUCCUUGUGAAUCAAAUCAAAGAUCAGAUCAAGCUACAGCUCUACAACCAGCAGCACCGGGCUGACCCAUGGUAUUGAGACUACAUCUUGCACCUCCUCACCAUGGCGACAGGCAAGCCUUAUCUACCAACGGCAGCGGGUGUGAGAACAGCACCCAGUGGAGAUUUGGAUUCCAGCCCCCCAGCAAUGCUGGCCCAAUGGGAAGAAGCAAACUCCAGAUGGGCAGAAGGCAGGGUGCACAGGUGGCUCAAAUCUCACAAGGCUGUGUGUCCUCUCCCCCAUCCUAGCCCUCAGCAUCGCCAGAGAGUAAUUUUGUAUUUGGGUAUAUGCAUCUAAGUUUUGUCUGGGCAGAGGUGUUUGGGAAACAGCAGCUGCACAGAAAGUUGUGGGAGUCCUAGCUGCCACUUUUCCACUGAGGCAUUGCAACAGACAGCUGCUGUGAGGUUGGUGGACAUAGUGGACACACAGAGAUUCUGCUGCCAGGGAGACCUGGGUGUGGAAAGUGGACACCAGCAACCUUGCCUAAAGUCCAGUUGGCAUGAUACCAGCUCCAGAAGGGAAGAGAGUGGAGAAGGGAGAGGAGUGUGCGCCUGGGGGUCGGCCGGGGACAGCUGUGUGUUGGGUGGGAAUGGAAGGAGAGAUGUUUACCAAAUGCCUGUCCUGCAAUCCUCCCAGGUAGUCAGAGUGAGCUACAUCCUGCCCCUCCCUCAUUUCCAUGGAAACAUGGCAGCAAGGGCAAGGAGUACAACAGCAGCCAAAUUCAUCCCCACCCCACCCCACCUUGAAAAAAGUUUGGAACCAUGGUCCCUACAUUCUGCAGUUAGAAGUGGGACUGAGCCAUACUUGCCCUUGAAAUCCUCUCUGGCUGGCCCUCCCUCUCCAGCAAGUGGGGUUUUCUUUAACUUGGCAAGGUGUGGAGGAGUGUAACAUUCCCACUCCCGUUCCCCUGCACCAGAACUCAGUGUUUCUACAGUGUAAGAAGCAGGAAUUUUGCUGGGGCUGGGGGAGCCAGAAGUAGCAAUAAAAGUUUGUUGACCUGGGCUAA
Molecule: messenger RNA, 2067 nt
Organism: Castor canadensis (American beaver)
Lineage: Eukaryota; Metazoa; Chordata; Mammalia; Rodentia; Castoridae
Gene: Tspan33
Product: tetraspanin 33
Cellular component (GO): plasma membrane
Source: RefSeq, a predicted model, not a curated record